Oncorhynchus masou masou (cherry salmon) is the source of this 733-nucleotide messenger RNA. RefSeq names its product vitamin K-dependent protein S-like. The transcript is spliced from 5 exons. Gene Ontology annotation, molecular function: calcium ion binding. Gene Ontology annotation, cellular component: extracellular region. The record is from RefSeq and is a predicted model, not a curated record. The annotation marks the transcript as partial. Lineage: Eukaryota; Metazoa; Chordata; Actinopteri; Salmoniformes; Salmonidae.
ACAUGGACUCAAACGGAUCUAUAGAGACCCAGUGCACUACUUUUGUGAAUAUAUAUAUUUGUAUUUUAUUUUGAAGGCUUAACGCCGAUUCCAGUUUUGUUGGUCAUGUUAAUGUGGUUCACGACACACACGUCUCCCUCCUCUCCUCUCUCCGCUCCCGGUCCAGUCCCAGCUCCCUCCACUGAACAGGCGAAAACAUUUUCGGGAAGAUUAAAGUUUUUGUCGCGGACCUGAGCUGUUCCGAGGAUCGGUUUUAUUAUGUGGAGAAAUAAACAUAGUUUAUUAGGAGAAUCGGUGGCUUGUUUCAUCUUUCUGGUGGCGCUUUGCGAUGCUCAUCGAUUCCUAACUCAGAACAGGGCCUCCCAGUUCCUGUCUCGGCACCGCAGGGCCAACUCCAUGUUUGAGGAGAGUAAGAAAGGUAACCUGGAGAGAGAAUGUAUCGAGGAGCUGUGCAACAAGGAGGAGGCGAGGGAGAUCUUUGAGAACAACCCGGAGACGGAACACUUCUAUCCUCAAUAUGUCUUUUGUCUGGGUUCACAUCGUGUGGGCAUCAACAACCAGAACUCUGGAGACUCCAACGUCCCUUCAAACCUCAGAACCUGUGUCAAAGAGAUCAGUGACCAGUGCCUUCCGUUUCCAUGUUACAAGGAGGGUUCUGAACGCUGCAUCGAUGGCCAGGCCUCCUUCACCUGUCAGUGUCGACCAGGCUGGAAGGGCCCGCGCUGUGAGGAUG